Messenger RNA from Monodelphis domestica (gray short-tailed opossum), 5144 nucleotides. It is a transcript of the gene SLC39A14, whose product is annotated as solute carrier family 39 member 14. Gene Ontology annotation, cellular component: plasma membrane. Gene Ontology annotation, biological process: intracellular monoatomic cation homeostasis; zinc ion import across plasma membrane. The record is from RefSeq and is a predicted model, not a curated record. Gene Ontology annotation, molecular function: zinc ion transmembrane transporter activity; monoatomic cation:bicarbonate symporter activity. NCBI's taxonomy places the organism in Eukaryota, Metazoa, Chordata, Mammalia, Didelphimorphia, Didelphidae.
ACGGGGCUAGCUGAUGGAGGGAGGGGGUGGCUUCGGGGACGCGGGCACCCGGGGACCCGCUAUCCCUACCCCUCCCCGCCAGGCGGAGACGAUCCGGCAUUGCCUGAGACGGGGACGCAUCCGUGUCCCCAGGGGAUCGGGAGAUGCUGGAAGGGACUGGGAAGGCGAGGGUGAACCCGGUGACCUGGAGCAGCCUCCUCACCUGGACAUGCUGUGUCCAGGUGGUCAGUGGACCUUGAUGAAUGUCGCAGGGAAGAUCGGAUGGUACCCGUGGGCAUAGAGGGCAGAAGAGGAGGGAGAGGCGGACACGUCUCCGACCGUGCCCCUGUCUGGUCAUCAUGAAGCCACAGAGAGCCCCCCAAAGCCUCGUGCUGCUGCUGCUGCUCUGCACCUUGGACAUUGCUUCCAGAUCAGGGGCCUCCUCUCCCAUCUCGGCCACCUCCUUCCUUCAGGACCUCAUGCAUCGCUAUGGUGAGGCAGACACUCUGACCCUGCAGCAGCUGAAGGCUCUGCUCAACCACCUCGACGUGGGAGUUGGUCGGGACAAUGUCACCCAGCCAGAGCUGGGACGGAGGAAUCUCUCCAGGUGUUUUAGCUCUGCAGACCUCUUUGCUGCCCAUAAUUUCAGUGAACAAUCAAGAAUCGGCAGGCCCGAGUUGCAGGAAUUCUGUCCCACAAUCCUACAGCAGCUGGACUCUCGAGCCUGCACCCUGGAGAACCAGGAGAAUGAGGAGAACGAGCAAACAGAGGAGGGAAAGCCAAAGGCAGUGGAAGUGUGGGGCUUUGGUUUCCUCAGUGUAUCCCUGAUUAACCUGGCUUCUCUCCUGGGAGUUCUCGUCCUGCCCUGCACCAAGAAGACCUUUUUCAGCCGGGUCCUCACUUAUUUCAUCGCCUUGUCCAUUGGAACGCUGCUCUCUAAUGCACUCUUCCAGCUGAUCCCAGAGGCUUUUGGAUUCAACCCUCUAGAAGAUUAUUAUGUCUCAAAAUCAGCAGUGGUAUUUGGGGGCUUUUACCUCUUCUUCUUCACAGAGAAGAUUCUGAAAAUGCUACUGAAACAGAAAGACGAGCAUCACCAUGGGCAUAGCCACUAUGUCUCUGAGACUCUCCCUUCUAAGAAGGACCAGGAAGAGGGAGUGACUGAGAAGUUGCAGAAUGGCGAUUUGGAUCAUAUGAUACCACAACACCUGAAUAGUGACCUGGAGGGCAAGGCUCCAGUGAUGGAUGAGAAGGUCAUUGUGGGCUCCUUGUCUGUCCAGGACCUACAGGCAUCCCAGAGUGCAUGUUACUGGAUAAAAGGUGUCCGCUACUCUGACAUCGGCACUUUGGCCUGGAUGAUCACCCUGAGUGACGGCCUCCACAACUUCAUCGAUGGCUUGGCCAUUGGCGCCUCAUUCACUGUGUCUGUUUUCCAAGGCAUUAGCACCUCGGUGGCCAUCCUCUGCGAAGAGUUUCCACAUGAGUUGGGAGAUUUUGUCAUUCUGUUAAAUGCUGGAAUGAGUAUCCAACAGGCUCUCUUCUUCAACUUCCUCUCCGCCUGCUGCUGCUACCUAGGUCUGGCCUUUGGGAUUUUGGCUGGCAGUCACUUUUCUGCCAACUGGAUCUUUGCUCUGGCCGGAGGAAUGUUCCUAUAUAUUGCUCUGGCGGAUAUGUUCCCAGAGAUGAAUGAAGUUUGUCGAGAAGAUGAAAGGAGCGGCAGCAUAUUAAUUCCUUUUGUCAUCCAGAAUCUGGGCCUGCUCACAGGCUUCACCAUCAUGCUCGUCCUCACGAUGUACUCGGGGCAGAUUCAGAUAGGGUAAUGCCGUGCCGUGAGGAGUGGGGCUGGCAGAGGAACCCUGGGAUGCUCAGUCACUGGGGAGCACGGGUUCGAAGCCGUCAUUUCAACAAAGCAGGGCAGAAGUGGCCAGUUUCUGCCUCAGGCUAUUCCACAGACUGUAUCCCCCUCCUCUCAAUGUCAGCUCUCUUGAAAACACUGUAUCCUAGACGUGAACUUCCCUAGUGACUGGUUGCUAGGUAGUGCCUCCCACCCCUCUGCCCUCUCUCUUUUCUCAGAGUGACUCUAGACAGUAAAAACAACACAGAAGACAGAUCCAACUUCUCCCCUUGGCGACUUUCUGGCAUUUCUCUAUUAACAAGCACUGCGGGCAGUGGUCCUGACAAAUUCCAGAACCCGUUUCCUUGCUGGUCCAGCACGUAUCCCAGACUCUCACCCAGAGGGAUAUCUCGUAGUUAUUACUUGGUAUCAGGAGAUACGUCCGGACCUCACCGUGUCCCGUUGCGAGGAAAGUUCACCUCUCACACGGAGAGAAUAUCCAUCUCAUCCCUUCAGAGUUUCUUUAGUUGCCUCAUGCUUCUCAAAGGGAAAGGGCUGAGGGGGUCUUAUGAGAGGGAGAAUGGAGGCAAAAAUGAGAAGAAAGACGAAACCACGUUUCCUCUGCGGCGAUGAUGGCCUCUCCUCGUGAAGGACUGCGGUGUAUUGAGCUCCCAUAGGCAUCCCCAGCACGCCGUGACUUUUCCGGUCUUCCAGACUCCACAACAGAUGUAACUAUUACUGUCUCAGCCUCCUCUUUCCUCCAGAGUAACACGGAGAGUGGAGGGAUGGGAUUCCUGCGGCUUCCGGGAGGAUCUUCUCACCUCUUUAGAAGCAUCUCCCUGGAGUAUUCAGGGUGCUCUUGUUAGAGAGAGGACUCGACAGAUCUUCUCCCCAAGUCAAGACUUUUACCAUUGGGUCAAGUCGGUGGAAUGGGACAGACAAAAGGAAAUGGGGCUGGUCAGGAUUCAGAAUGGGCUAAGGGGAAGAUGGUGCCGUGCCUGGACGUGGCCAAGCAUGAGGCCAAAAGACGUUGGUUUGAGCAGUGUAGAGUAAUGAUCACCCUGUGAAUUAGCUUCCAGUACCACUGCCUGUUGCAAUGCUUACCAAGAAAAACAAAAUUAAGAUGGCGGUGUGAUUGGUCUUUGGAGUUCCAACUUUCUCAAGCUGGAUGUACCUGUUGAAGCUAGAGCCCAGCCCUAGGGAGUGUGAUGGUAUGGUCAGAACUUUGGCUUCAAGGGAUAGCUGUUCCCCAAGUUCACUAGGUGAAUUGAUUUAUUAUUAUCAUAUUGAUAAAGUCUAAUUUUUCAGCCACUUGGGCAGUGAAGACCCCUGGAAGCCAUUCAGGCAGUGCCUCACUGUUGUAACCCAGGGGUGGUCUUGGCUUAUACUCAUUUACUUAAUUGGGAAGGUUGGUAGUUCACUGCUAGCAUCGAUGAGGUUUUUUCUUCUGUUCAUGUCUGAAAAUGAACAUGGGGCUGAUCUGUAAGAAAAGGUACUGCAGCACCCUCCACCAGAUACUAAUUAAAAACAACAUUUUUUUUAAUCCCCUGGGGGACUUCAUGCCACCGUUCUGCAGGGGGAAAAAAAUAACCACCAGUAAGGGAACUGCUGAUAAUUCACUUACUGCCAAGAGUUUUCCUCUUUGUUUUGCUUGUGGCCUGGGGUAGCCUGAAGUCGGGCUUAAAUAAGGAGAACUUUUGGCAUUCAAGGUUGUGGGAUGGGCAACUUUCAUCAGAAUCAAGGUCCACAUGUACAAAAGAGCUGUUUCCUUGGAUUUGGGAAGCACUCGUUUUCUUCUUUUAAAUCACCUUUGCUAUUUCUCUUUUCCCCAGAAAUGCUUUCAGGAGCUGGAGAAAACAAAUCUGUUAUAGAUCAUUCUCCAAUACAGGAGAACCAGCAGAAAGCCUUUAGUUAACUCAUAUUUUCAACAAAAUGUGUAAAAGCUCCUCUCUGAAGGACUCUUUCUGCCUUUCUAAAAUAAUACUAGAUGGUUUGCCUUAGUAGAGAAUAUCAAUUUAGGGGCAAUGACUUCCUGGUGUAGGAGAGUUGUAAGUUAUUCAGUAGUAUAAUAAAAUUACUUGAAAUCGCUUAAAAAUCUGAAGUAUUAAAAAUAGGACAUUUUCUUUCUUGCAUAAAUACUAACUUUUUUUCCUUUAAACCCUUACUUACUGUCUUAGAAUCAAUAACUAUGUAUUGGUUCAAAGGCAGAAGGGCCGUAAGGGCUAGGCAACGGGGGUUAAGUGACUUACCCAAGGUCACACAGCCAGGAAAUGCAUGAGGCCAGAUUUGAACCCAGGACCUCCCAUCUCCAGGCCUGGCUCUCUAUCCACUGAGCCUCUUAGUUUCCCCCACAUAUAUAUUAACUUGAGAACUUUCCCUUCUCCCAUAUCUGCCCCAAGGAAGUGCAUAUUACACUGUAAAAUGGUAAAAAAAAAAAACAAUUAUGGCAAGGGAAGUUAGAACAAUAUUACUGCACCUGAUUGAAAGCUGCUGUUAGCAACAGACCUGCCUUAUAUGCUGAAAAUAUGACUAUCAUGUAUUGAUGGAAAAUUUAAUGCCAUUUUAAUAUGCAUUUCCCCUUGGAUUUUAGCUGUUGAGUGUGCAUUUUUAGAUCAAUUUGAUAUAUAGAUGUCUAAGGAUGUUAUUCUGUCUCCUACAUCUGUUCCCCUACUUUUACUGCUUGUGUGGGCUAGCUGUAUUUCACUAUCUGAAAGAGGGGCAGAUUGAGAUGGGAGAAGGGGCGAGAAAGUGGUGAGGAGUUUGGGCCUCCACCCCAGGGGGGUGUGAAUGCAAAGUUAGGCUAGGACACGAUUCCCUACCAUUUUGAGGGGAAGCAGCUUUCCCUUCUGUUACUAGGCCAUAGGAUUCUCCAGCCUUUGCAGGGUUAGGAGUGGGGUUGAAGUGAGAACAGCUGGAGAAGUUCCCACGUGAGUGCCCAAUCUCAGCACCUUCUUCAUCCUUUAGUUGCCCUUCAUCUGCAGUUUGUAAGACGCCCUUGCCGUCUACCUUCCCUAGGUCUGUUCCUAAGUGAGCCACCUUCUAUCACGGUGGCCUCAGGAUGACAACUUGAAGAGGCGCGCUGUAAUUCCACUUAGCAGUACACAUUGUAUUGAGGGUGUGCAAGGGGGGAAAUCACUGAAUUGAGUUUUUAUUGUUCAUUUCUUUUUACAGUUCUACAAUUCCAUCACAGUGUUCUUUAAACAAACAAACAAACAAACAAACAACUCAGGUGUCAUAAGAAAAAAUAAAACCCAAGAAUAUAUUGUCAUGUGGACUGUAACCAUUUUAUUUGUAAGAUUCUAUAAAUAAAUUUAUAUUCUGUAAUGACUGAGAA